Castor canadensis (American beaver) is the source of this 989-nucleotide messenger RNA. RefSeq names its product eukaryotic translation initiation factor 1B (gene Eif1b). The record is from RefSeq and is a predicted model, not a curated record. Gene Ontology annotation, biological process: translational initiation. Gene Ontology annotation, molecular function: translation initiation factor activity. Lineage: Eukaryota; Metazoa; Chordata; Mammalia; Rodentia; Castoridae.
CGGCCAUCUUGGGCGAGAACCGCAGCGUCGCCUCUCCGCUCGCGUAUCUCAGCCGUUGCCGCCGCCGCCUCCUCCUCCCCGCCUCCUCCCGGCCGCCGCGCCCGCCCACUGAGACCCACCCCAGCCGAGCUCGCCUUCUUCCUUCUCGUUUUCUCGCCACUGCAGCCUCCUGACACGGCGAUCCGGGCGGGCCCCGCAGGAAUUCUACCCCGUCACCGGCCUCACAUUAGUGUCGCAUGUCCACUAUCCAGAACCUCCAAUCCUUCGACCCCUUUGCUGAUGCAACCAAGGGUGACGACUUACUCCCGGCAGGGACUGAGGAUUACAUCCAUAUAAGAAUCCAGCAACGGAACGGCAGGAAGACGCUGACUACUGUCCAGGGCAUUGCGGAUGAUUAUGACAAAAAGAAACUUGUGAAAGCUUUCAAAAAGAAAUUUGCCUGUAAUGGUACUGUGAUUGAACAUCCUGAAUACGGGGAGGUUAUUCAGCUUCAAGGUGACCAAAGGAAAAACAUUUGCCAGUUCCUCUUGGAGGUUGGCAUUGUCAAGGAGGAGCAGCUUAAGGUUCAUGGAUUCUAAAAUGAACCUAAAUACCUGGAGGAUUUCUUGAAUGGUUUUGUUCUCUAAACCCAGUUUGGCUGCCUUGUGAAAUGGUUCUCUGCAGUAAACGGACUUUUCAUUUAUUUAAUCAUUCAAACGUCCAUUCACAUCUGCAUGAUUACAGAAAACAUGGGGUAUAUAGGCUAGUAACACAUAAGAAAAUUGCAGUGAGAUGGUAACGAAGCCCCGUAUUCAUCUUAACGUUUCCAAUGGAAAAUAGUUUGAGUGUUUAUUUGUUUAUUGUUCAGUUUAUUACUUUUCACUUGAUUAAAUGCUUUUUGUUGUAUUAAACCAUGUAUGUUGCAGCUUAACAAUAAAAGAUCUAUGAAUCCUUUCUGAGCAGUUAUGCUCCCAAACCUAAGCAAGUAAGAGAAACAGGUUUUGUCUUUC